AUGAACCGCUCGCUCCGUCUCCUCAGGCCCAUGGCCGCCCGGCCACUGGGCACGGCUGCCCCGAUCGGUCGAUCCGCUUUCUUGGCCUCAAAAUCGCCCUUCCUCGCUUCGCCUAUUGCGGGCCCAUCCAAGCUGCCUGCGGUGUAUGUACCCCGUAUGCUAGGUGUGCGGCUAUACGUGACCCCUUCGAGCGUGGUGACGAAAGAAGGACCAGAUCACCCCAAGGAGAGGGGUAUCAUAGGGAACGCUGUGGCAGAGGCCAAAGAUGUGGUCCAGGACGUCGCAUCUAUCAUCUCGGGUGGUCAGGCUCCGGUCAUGAAAGCCUUUUCAGGUACUGAAGGCGCCGUGACCCCAGGAAAUGUUGCCGGGGGCGUCAUGGCCGCCAUGGAGACGAGCAGUCACUCGCACGGCGGUAAUGUCAAGGAGGACUUUAUGAGCGUUACGUCCGGCAUUCUGCAGGCUGUACCGCAACAUGUCCUUGUCUUUGGUCUGGCCGGUACCUUGCCUUACCUCGGUACAUCUGUCGGUACCGUCUUCCUCGCUCGUGAAGCCAACCUGACCGGCAACGGUCACAACUCCCUGACGGGCCUCGACUAUGACACCAUCCUCAACUCCCUCCACUCGCUCGAGGCCGCUCAGAUUACCUACGGCGCAGUCAUUCUCUCCUUCCUUGGUGCUUUGCACUGGGGAAUGGAGUUCGUCGGGUUCGGCGGGGAGCAGGGGUACCGCCGACUCAUGAUCGGAACCCUUCCUCUGCUUUUCGCCUUCCCGACCGUGUUCCUCUCACACGGUGUGGCGCUAGCCAGCCAGUGGGUCGGCUUCACAUUGACCUGGUUCAUGGAUCAGCGGGCUGCGUCUAACGGAUGGACCCCGCCAUGGUUCGCAACCUACCGAUUCUACCUGUCCAUCAUUGUCGGUUUCUCCAUCAUCGGUACGCUCGCCGGGACGUCCUACUACCAAGAAGGCGCCGGACACGACUUCGCCGGCGGCGCUGGCUCGUCUGGUCCCGACUCGCUCUCGGCCAACAGCAAGCUGACCGGCUUCAAGUCGAGCUACAAAAACAACACGGAGAAGGAGAAGGCCAGGCGGCAGAACGCUAAGGGUGGCGGACCAUCCGGACCUCUCCGAGGAACGGUUGGUGGCGAUAUCUAUGUCGAGGAGGAUGAGGCGCUCGAGGCGUACGGUCGGCUGAAGAACCGGACAAAGGCAGUCGAGGAGGAAGAGGAGGAAGAAGAGGAGGAGAGCGGCGAGGAGGCUGCUGAGGCGGACGAAGACAAGGAAGAUGAGGAGAAGAGCGAGAGCAAGGAGGACAAGGAGGACGGUGAUAAUCAGGACGCCAGCCAGGGGCAGCCGACCAAGGACGAUGAGGGCGGAGAGGCGGGCAAGAGCCAGGCGAAGAAGGACAACCCGAAUGAUAAGGGAGCGGCGGGCGCGAAGAACACUGGUCUGCGUUAA
Molecule: messenger RNA, 1455 nt
Organism: Dioszegia hungarica
Lineage: Eukaryota; Fungi; Basidiomycota; Tremellomycetes; Tremellales; Bulleribasidiaceae
Exons: 6
Coding region: 1-1455 (484 amino acids)
Source: RefSeq, a predicted model, not a curated record